CGCAGAGGAAGCUUCUCAGUUCGGCAAAAGAACAUUUGGAGUCGCACUAUAGGUCGAGAUGCUCCCUCAGAAGAUUAAAAAAAUAAAGGAAAGAGCCUGAUUUGAUGAUUAAGACCUGUGAGAAAGAGGCACUGAACUGAGUGAAUAACCUCUCUGACGCUGGUCGAGUUUUGCAGAUCAGGCUUGAAACCCAUCAAACCAUCUGAACCAUGAAGCUUCCUGGGACAGUCAUUCUUGCAGCAGCCACUGAAGACUUUAACAGUUCCCUGCUGAUUCCAUUACCAGGAAAUGCAACAGAUACACCAGAGUCCCUAUUGUCAGCUUCCCAGUCCUAUGGUGGUGGGAGUCAUUGCUUCAUAUGUGCAGACAGAGCCACGGGUAAACACUAUGGUGCAUCUAGCUGUGAUGGCUGCAAGGGAUUCUUCAGGAGGAGCAUUCGCAGCAACCAAACUUACAACUGCAGGUUCAACCGGCAGUGUGUUGUGGACAAAGACAAAAGGAACCAGUGUCGUUACUGCAGACUGCGGAAAUGUUUCAAGGCGGGAAUGAGAAAGGAAGCUGUUCAGAAUGAGAGAGACUGCAUCAACCCCCACAGAGUCAAGGGACAACCAGUAGGAACUCUGUCCAUCAACGUGUUGCUGCAGGCGGAGAACAGCGUGCAACAGAGUCAUAAUAUCAGCCCCAAGAAAACAGCCUGUGUGGGAGACGUGUUUGAAUCAAUGAAGCAACAGCUCCUCCUGCUGGUGGAAUGGGCCAAACAUAUCCCAGAGUUUUGCAGCCUUCACAUAGAUGACAGGGUAACUCUUCUACGAACCCAUUCUGCUGAACAUCUGAUUCUGGGGGCAGCAAGACGAUCGCUACCUUAUAGUGACGUCAUUCUUUUAGGCAACGACUUUGUGAUUCCCCUGAGAAGAGCUGAGUUGGAAAUGUCCAGAGUGGCUAUCAGAAUCCAGGAGGAGCUCGUCAAGCCUCUCAGGGAACUGGACAUCACAGACAAAGAGUUUGCUUGCCUCAGAGCCAUAGUUUUCUUUGCCCCAGCAGACUGUCCAAGCCUGGAGAACCCUCAGGUGGUCCGAUACUUGCGUCUCCAGGCCCACGUUCUACUAGAGGAAGUGACAUGUGAUCAGAGAGGAAGGCUAGGAGAACUUCUGCUGACUCUUCCUGCUCUGCAGAGUGUUUCCUGGCAGAUGGUGGAAACGCUCCAUUUGGCGAAGCUGCUCGGUGAAGCCAGACUGGACAGCCUGCUGCAGGAGAUGCUGCUUGGAGAGGGAACGGCAACAAACCAAGGGCAGAGUGCCGGCAGCAUCCUGAACUGUGAGCGUCAGAAUGACCUCAGAGCUUCUCCUGCCACCUUCACCUCUGAGCUCCCGUGCUUCAACUUGUCUUGCCGUCGUCCUGCUGCCCACACAGACUGGCACUGAGGUGUACAGACAUGGAGAGGCUGCCAAUGUGCCCACAUUGUACCAGAGGUCCAUGUCCGCUACAAGUAAACACCUAAAGGAGCAACAAUUCAACUGAAGGAUGAGAGGAGUCGUGCAAGGCUUUCAGAGGAACACAAGCAGGCAUAUAGAGACUCAACCACAAACUCAAUAAUGAAACGAAAACACCUAGAAAUAAACAAGUUGCUUACUCCAGCUAGCAUUUAUUGAACUAAAGUUCUAAAUAUAUAUACAUAUAUUACUGUUUUGAAUACAUUUGAAAAGUGAAGUUUCAAUCAAACAAGUGAACUGAUAAGAAUAGAGAGGAAAAGAGUAUUUCUGAUAUUGGAGUCACUGAACUGAAGUGAAGUGUGGUGUCCAGCAGAGGGCACUAAAUGCUAUUAUUUGACAUUUUCAAAAGAUUGAUUUUAUAAAUGAACACAACAAGGAAAUAGUUUACUUUUAAAUUCCCUUAACUACCUCUUUAUGUACCCAAAACUGACAACACAACUUCUCUUUAUUCAAAGAUAAUUCUCUUGGUCCAGAAAUUGAAGAAAUCUGAGUCUUCAGACCAAAUGCUAGCAAAUCCCACUCUGCACUGAGGAGCAGAGUGGGAAGGGGUGCUCUGCGAGGUGGGAAGUAGGCUGGCGAAUGUAGCUUUGUGGAAAUAGGCUGAUGAGAACAAGCAUUUAGGCACCCUUGAAUGGUUUCCAUAGGAUAUUCAGGAAUUUGUCAAACAUGCAUGAAAGAAUCAAAGCAACACUCCAGGUAUGUUUUUGAUAAAGGAAUAACAUAGUAGCAUAAUAUAAAGCUCUAAAAAGUCAAUUUUAAAGAGGAACAAACAUCUAUGGUAAUCAUAAUACAUAAUUUGAGAGUUUGAGCUCAGGGCGCUAGCAGUUUUAGUUUGUAGUCAUUAUUCUAGAAGAAAAAAGCUCCUUUAAAGUAAAAUGAGCCUUUUAAAGUUUAUAUAAAUUGCAUUGAGACAGAGAAAUAUGACCAGAUAAGAUCUGUGAUCAUUCAGCAGCAAUGCAAAAGAGCAGGCACUGGAGCUAUUUAAGCUUUAAAAGAAGAGCCACACGUGAAUAAGAAAACAACAUACCAAAUCUUUCUUUUAGGAGUGCUGUAAAAAGUGCUUUACUGUCAAAUAAAUGUUGUUCCAUUCAACUAAAGAAGACUGAAAAAAGCUUAAAUGUCACUUCAACUUCAAACUAGUUAUAAAGUGAAGACACAAACAUCAUCCUGUUUAGGGUUACUGCAUCCUUUUUGGGGUUUAAACAGCAUUACUACAAGAUGUCUGCAAAUUGGAAAAGUUCCCAUUAGAGGGUCAGGCUUGUUGAUUCAUCUCUUAAAGCAAAACUAACUGAGGAAGUAUGGCUUUUAUUUUGAAGAAACAUACAAAAUGACUCCCCGUCUUUUAUUAAAAAUUUGAUUGGACUAACUCUUUUAGAUUGUUAUUCUGGUAAAAGAUCCAAUGGGGACCUAAUUUCAGUUUUACAGUACAGUGCACCAAAUUUCUUAUUUAAAAUUGUAUGGUGGUCAUGCACUCUAACAAGCCACAGCUGUUUGUCGUGCAGGCAUUUAAAAGAUUAAUGCAAGUUAAUCUUCAGCCUGUCCAAGGUCAGCUUGGCCCCUCAAUGUUACUCCACCCCAAUAAAAAUUGUGUGAAUAGUUUGUGCUAGUUUGCCUCGCAAACAUUUUUGUCAGUAUGACAAACAUGACAAACAAAUAGGGAAUGAAUUUUUAUUCAUUCCCUAUUUGGAUUGAGUUGAAGUAGCUAUUGUCUACUUCAAUAGUCAUAUGUAAGCUACAGCCCCAUCUGGUGGUCAAUAAUUUUAGAAUUUCUUCUUUUAUAUUUUAAAAACAUUUAAGAUUACAUUUGCAUGAACACAGAAGUUUACAGCUGUUAAAUUGGAAGAAUAUGGGAGGGCAAGCUUCACUCAAUUAGUUUAGAUUGUAAACUCAUCUCUGUGAAAUAAUUAUAUUAUGGUAUUUUCCAGUUGGCCGUAGUGAAGAAUGACUGCAGCCACAAUUUAUACACUUGUAAACGUCGGCUGACAUUUUUACAGGCAGGGGAUUUUGAUUAAAAUACAUCAACAUCAGAGUUCACAGACAACAACGCCAACCAGAGCAAUCUUUGAGCUCCAAAUCAGUGCUUGGAUUGCAGAGUUUAACAUAAACUGACCACUGCACUGACCUGCUGGGUUUGUUUGACCAAGAGAGUUCAGACAGAGGAGUGAUGUAGGCAUGGUGAAACAGCUGUGUUUGCUGAGACAAGGCAGAGAUGUGUGUGUUGAUUUUCUCUUCUGUAGCCUUCCAAGAGUUUCACAGUGCAGAAUUUGGGUCAAAAUCCAAACAAUAUAAUGAGUAGUUGUGGUGUUUUAGAGCAACAUAAUGAUAUAUGUGCAUUAGAAAGCUUUACAGUUGUGUGACGAGUGUCAGCAAAGAGUGAAAGGACGGAAAGCACCUGUGUACACCAACGCAAAGACACGUCACUGGGACAAAACUGCAACCCAACCACUGUUUGAGUUCUACCAUUGCAGACAAGCAGAAUGAAAAACACAAGGAUGCAUAACAAAUUUCAAAUAAUCAACUAGUAGAUAAUCAUUUUGCAAAGCAUAAUAUCUUCAAAAUGCACAGUUGUGUCCUCAUGACAAUUAUUCAUAGAUCAAGACAAACAGUUUCUCAGUGUAUUGAGAAACUAAUGGUGAAUUUCCUGUUACAGAAUGGGUUCCAUGGGAAAACAGGCAUAGAGUCAAACUGGUUUCAUUUUUUCCCCAAUGGAAGAUACCUGAUCCUGUGGAGAGGAAAGGAGCAUCAGUAUCUCAGUUUGUCAUACAGCUAAGCAGAAUUUUUACAGGAUUGAAUCGUUUUUGUUCUCACUUAAAACUUCUGCCUGAUACAAGAUAAAGACCCAGAGCAACUUUAGUUGAACCUGGCUUUCCUCUGAUAAUAUUGCCCCUAAGCAAAUAUGCACAGCGUACUUUUGAUGGCCAGCCCUAUUUCAACACUAAUAGAUGCCAAUGUUAGAUGACUACCAGUGAGUUUUGGACACCUACCAAGAAAACAAAAAGAAAACCCAGGCUUGGAAACACUUUUGCCUUUAAUAUAACAUUGUCCAAAAAAAACAAAAAAGACAGAAACAUGUGUUUGACAGAGUGCAAGUUUUUCCAUAACACUCAGCUGUAAUUAAAAAAAAUGUCCCUUCAAUAUAUUUAGCACAUCUCACAUUUUCUACACUUCCACAUUAGAUUGUAGGAUCUACCAGAGGCUGCAUUGCAGAUGGUGAAACUGCACUGAGGGCAGCAUCUGCCUUGUAUAUAAACUGAUUGGACAAUUAGUCUCCAGCGUGGAGAGAAAAAAAAAACUUUCCACAAACUUGAAUCUUUGUCAAUUAGACAUUUUUCCAUGAGAGCCUCAAAGCUACAGGGAGCACCUCAGAGCUUUUGUUGUCAACAUGAGUCUUCUAUAUCACAUCGUCUGAAAUGCAUGUGUUCAAAUCAUUUUGUUGCUGGGUUUUCAGUUUCAGUUUAUUCUGCUUGGUUGAAGUAUUGUUCACUUCAAUUCCUCUUUUAUUUUAGGAGUGUUUCUUUUCUCCUAUUUUAGUACCUGGGCUUUUCAGUUCUUGCAGUAUUAUUCAUUGUUUCCACCUGCGUCUUGUCACCUGGACAGUGUAUGCAUAACCUUGUCUUUCCCUCUCUCUUUUUUUUCCAUCUAUACACUUUGUCUUUCAGUCUAAUCUCAAGUGAUGUUAUUUUGGCUGUUUUAAAAAGUUUCUAUUGUCUGUCUGGGUUCUGCAGCACAUUCAGUUCUUCUAUGUUGAUAAAAGCCUCUUGAAUCCAUCAGUCACCUGUCUCCCAUGUUUGGACUUUUUAUAAUUUCUCCACGCAUCAGUUUCACGAUUGACAAAACUGCGUCAGUAAAAAAUAAACUGCAUGUCAAACUGCGUCCAUAAGAAAGUUAAGGGAUUAAAUAAAUAAUACAUUUUAAAAGUUUGUCAUCAAGAGGUUUACCUUUGUAUCAACUUGCAAAAGCAGCCAUGCCAACAAAUCCAUGACUCUUAUGUCUUUAGUGAACGUCUGUUAUGCUUAUUGUUCAAAUAUUUGCUGUCGAGGACCACUGCAAAAAAAAUCAAACAGAAGUUUUCAAGAAAUGCAGAAAGGUGUUAAAUAGUUGAUUGUCAAGCUGAACUUGUUACAGUUAUAUUGUUGUGUUUUGCAAGAAACUGAAAGCAGGUGAUAGAUUGGCCUCCAUCAGGGCACAUCAGAACAGAAAAACCCACAAAAGCACCACAGCUGUCAUCGCAAAGCAACAGCUGGGACCAACAGAAACUGCUAGAAACAGACAGACACUGAUAAACAACGUGCUUUAGACUUAAAAUGUGUUGACUUUUUCUUAUUUAUUGGUGCAUAUUAGAUAAAGAACAUAAAUUAUAUUCUUUGCCAAUGAAAAAAUAUAUUAGCAAUAGAGCAACUAUUUCUAAGAAAGAGAAAUCUCACAAAUAUCUUAAAAUACCACAACUUUCUUUCCAUUGAGAAAAACUGCACAACACCCUCACACCCACAGCACCUAGAGACUUGUUUCUCACUCAACAGAGCUCACUGGUUCCAGGAAAGCAUCCCAACUAAAGUAGCAUUUUCAGGUCAACUUGAAGAUGUAUUGCGUCAGCAGGCCUGUUAGGAGAGUCUGUUGGUCAGCAGUUUUAUCUCCCUUCACUCCCUACAACAGGAAAACACCACACUGAGUAACUGAGACAGUUUGCUAAGACGUCAAGCUGCAGCCACCACUCCCAAAAUAUGAAUUAUGGUUUGUGGAGAGACAGGUUUUUUUGUUUUUAGUUUGGUUUUGCUACUCCCCUUUUUGAGCAGAGACUAAACCUAGCUUUAAAUAUAGGUUUUAUUACAAACACAACUAUCCUUUAACCCUUUACUAUUAUUGUCGGUAAACUAUAUUUCUGGAGUGCGUUUUAUGCAGUCCUAACAAAUUAAUGGGCCGUCUUGACAAGAAACAGGCCAUGUUGAAUAAAGUCCAGAUACACAAAGAGAAACAUUCCUAUAGAGUGAAAACAUUUUUGCACAAUUACACAGAAAAAGCAAAUAUACAUUUAUCAUAGCUGUCUAGAAUUGUAAUUUGUCUACAUAAAAACAAUGCCAGCAUGAGCCAAAAAUAGAAAUAAUGUUAGGUGUUUAACAAUAACUAACAAGGUAUGGUCUUGUGUUCAAAUAAAUAAUGAGGAAAUGAAUCUAGCUAAAAGAAUGUGUCUUUUCUUUUGUAAAACCUACCAAAACGCUUAAAGAGGGCACCAACACUCAACUUAUCUGGGAAGCAAACCUUUCCCAGACCCCAUUCAUUCCCACUGUGUGAGAAGAAGCUCAGAGGGAGUUUCCAGGCCCUACUACAACAAACUCACCGUCACCAGCUUGAACUUGGGCUGUGAUGCUCAGUCUGACAUUUGUCUUGGCAGGAGGAGUCAGUGCCAGCAUGACAGCAGAUGACAUUUAAAGCAUGGGAAAGGCAGUCUCGGGGUAUUAAGAAUUCGAAUUGGCAACACAGAAAUAGCAAUGGUUGGCCAUGAAGUGGUUAGUGAGGGACCAAAGUGAAGAAAAACCAACAGCGGCAUAAAAAAAAUAAAUAAAUAACGAGUUCUUUGAUAAUGAACAAUAUGGAGAACUUUGAGGUUCAGGAAAAUCACAGGAGGAGUAGGUCAUGGAGAGCAUAGGCUGCGUAAUGGAAGAAUCCAGCAAGAAACAAUGACAACCAAAAGCUUAAAUAUUAAGACAGGGCUGGAAAAUGACAACUGAACCAGAUGAACUAAUCAGAGGAAAUGAGAGACUUGGGGCAAAAUGAAAACUUAGCAAGAGAGACUAGCAUAAAAUGGGCUUCCAAAUCAAUCUGAAACUAUGAGAAAUCGAAUCCAAAAUAUAAAACUUUAGUAGCAAUAAUAACUGAAUAUGGCUAUUAGUAAUGUCAGAUCAUUAUUUCCAGCCCAAAACUCAUUUAAAAGGUGCGACAACAAGCAAAAUGCCAUUCAAUAGUGCUACAUGGAGCAUGAAGCACAAAAUGACUAUAUUUCAAGAAAUUUAACAUCACCUUUAAAAAGAAAUACAACAAACCAACAACCAGCAACCACAGGAAGAUUAGAGCCAGUAAAGGUGAAAUGUCAAACAGCCUCCAAAAACAUAUUUCCAGAUAGGCUCCAUAACAACUCUAUUUAUCACAAUCGGUGAGCACACACACUUAUAAAAAGCUACUUCUACAUAACUACGCUUGAAUUUUAGUGCAAACAUUGAUGCAGAGUAGACUGUAGGCUGGAAUGCACAACUUUAGUCCUUUCCUGAACUAAAACAUCAGUACAUGGUUCUGUCAAAUUUCUAUAAAAACUGAAGUUCAUCUAUUGAUUGAUUGAUCCUGAAUGCACGUCCAUCAAACUUGACAGGAGCGGCAGGCCAACAGGGUUUCUAGGGCCAUUGAAAGAAGCUCUUUCAAUCCGUGCAUUAGUUGCAGAAAGGUUGCGCACUUUGAUAGCACCAAGUGUUAAAUUCCAAAAGCAGUCUUAUAUUUUUGCCCACUUCAGCAUUUUAAGUCCAGAUCUAUCACUGCACUUUCACUAAGUUGCUACUAAAACUAGCAUAAUUCCGGCGUCCACACGUUCUUCGUUGUCAACACAGGUAAUAACAAAUCAGUCAGUGAUGAUGGAUACAGGUCAUUGGUUGAAAAUGGUUCCAAAAGUUUAACUCAACAUGGAAAAGCAUCUGAUCCAUACCCUAAUUUAGAAGGUGGCAGUGAUGCACCUAAAAGUUGUUUGCCAAACCCCAUAAAGAAGAAAAGAAGAAGAAGAGAAACUCUACAUUGAAUUCAACCAUGCCCAACAUCAAAAUUGGGCAUGGUUGGGCAUAACAUCUGUGCAGAAACCGUGAAUCUUGCAAUCUUACAACUCUGGCAGCAAGACCAUUCUAACCAUAGACUCGAACAAUAAUAAACUGUGACAUAAUUAGAGAAUCAUGUAAGGAUUACAAAAGAACCAUAAGUGCUAACAAUUAAUCGUCUCUGUAUGAAGAGAAGAAAAAUAAUGGCACCUGCCUGCAGUUACAGCCCCUUAAUGAACUAUGUUAAAUCAGAAAACUCUAAAAGAAAAUAGUGAGUUAUGUAUUCACAAACUGAAGAGAAAUUACAACAUCACUCAAUGAUUGAAGACUUAAAGGAGAGGUAAAUGUUUUCUUACAAUCGCAGACAAGACAUGAAUCAAGUAGAAAUAUUUCCAAAGUAUGCACUCCUUCUUAGAGUCACCUAGUCAAAACCCUUCAGCACUAGAGAAAUAAAUACACCAAACACUAAAUUUAUUACUUUUUCUCAGAAAAUAUACUGUAAUUCUAAUGCUUUAACAAAAGGUAAAAGCUGUUUUAAUUCUCUUUCUUCAAGUCAGACUGAUGCUUCACAUCUGCCCUGCAUACUGUUUUCAGUUCUUUAUAAUAAAUGGCUGCCACGCAAAGUUGAGGUUAGUAGCUAUAGGUGGGGAAUCUCUUUUUCUCAGAAACAAGAAUUGUCAAGUUAAUGUGAAGAGAGUAUUCCAGAGUCAUUGGAAACAGAAAUUCUUGAGCUCUUUAAUGUUUACUUUCCACCCUCCAAAAAAGGGAGAAGAAGUUCGUAGUAAGCUUUUUUUUAUUUCUUUUCUUCCCCCAUUUGCUUACUACACUGGAGUUGUAUUGCAAAUAUGCAUUCACUGUCACUAGAGCUCACAUAACAUCUGGCAGAAGAUGGCAAAAUGCACAAAAGUCUAACCAGGUCAAUCAGAAUUACUUAAUCAUAAAGUGAAAAUAUUAGGAGCAAAUGAUACCAUUUUCUUAUUUAUUCCUUGACAGUAUCCAUUACAACUUUGGGACUGCAGAUAAAAAUCCAUCUAAAACAUGUAUUAAUGUUACUGUUUUUUUCUUCAUCAAGUAUUCUUCAGAGUAAAAGUCCAACACAGGAGAUUGAAAUGCGUUAGAAAACCUACUAUUCCCUAUUUGUGCAGAGUUUUGUCUAAAGUGCAAGUAGUAAAAACUGACAGCAGAAAGAUUCCAAUGAAGUUCUGCGAAGGAAACCUCUGCAGUAAUAAAUCAUACUUCUCCAUUAAUUAGUGUUGGGUUUUGUUUUGUUUUUUAUUGUAUAGUUGUGAAAAGGAAGUACGCAUUUGCCUUGUAACCUUAAUACAUCAAAUGUUCUCCAGCGGCUCCAGAGUUUCUCCUGGUUUAGCUCUUACACAAGCCGUCUGUCGGCAGAGCUUUUUAAACAGACAAUACCACUGGCACUCAGGCUUUGUUUACUUCUUCUGAACUUUCCGCUUCUCUUGCUGUUCCACUUGGAACAAAGUGCCGACAAACUCUUGUGCUACUUAUUGGUCUCAUCUUUUUAUCAUGGAGGACAGAAAAGGCACAAAAGAAGCAACCAUCCAUUACUGGUGUGUGAUUUUGUGCCAUCUUCACCGUGUGAUGACAGAUUCCCAAACUGGGCUAUGAGUGAGGCCUUUGUUACAGCACCUAUAAUGAGCUUCUCCAUCUUUACACUUUGCUUCUGACAGCCGGUUUAUGUAGCAGUGCAGCAUUUUAUGAACUUAUCGCCAGACAAAUACUAGGCUAAUGAGGCAGCUUUGCGAAAGAGAGCUAUUUCUGACUUCAAGGAAUCCCAAAGCGUUCAGUGGAAAAGUUUAGCUAGUUGUAUAUUGUGGAGAAAAAAAAAACAAAAAAGUAAAGACUGGAGAAUUGCUACCCAUGGUUGAGCAUUUCUGUGCAGAGCUAAAUUUAUGAUUAAUUUCUCAAUCAAAGUGUUUUAGUGCAACCCCAGUAUUCAUAUAAUUAACAGUUAUUUUUCCAAAUUGCCGACUUUGUACUCAAAACUGAACCCUAUCCUUCAAAUACUUGGUUGAGUGUUAGGAAUGUGCUAAAUUAUUGUGACCCUCUGUGAGGAUCAAUGUUGAAAAUCACAAUAGAUUACAAGACUUGCAGCUUUUCGUUACUUUUUUCACAUUAGCACAAGUUUAAAUAUAUUUGAACACGGAGAAGAGAAUGUCUUCUAAACUAAGGACUGUUUUAUACCACGGUACACGGUUCUGAUCAAAUAAAUCUGCAGGCAUUCAACAUGUGGAUCAUGAAAUGCUUUUCCGAGAAGCAUAGUGCAUCUCAAGAAAGAAAGAAAAACUUUCUGCGGGACCAUACCCUCAACUGCUAUAUGACACGUUUAUAUUUCCAGUGUCAGGAAGCGUUUCUGUGUCCCACUUGGCUGAAUACACUCCAUCAACAAAGAUUACUCAUCAUUUCCCUGAAGAAGACUCCUUGCUUUCCCUGUCUGCUUUCUUUUUCCAGGAAUAAAACUAAUUCCCAAGGAGGAAACCAGCCCGUGACAAACUCUGGGGGAUCUAAGACUGACGACAAUAUGCAGAUUAUCUAUCAAAAUUAAAAAAUGUAAACAUCAAUAGGGAUGGACUCCUUUCUUGGAGGAUUGUUAGAAAAACAUCCAUGAAUGCUUUGACUAUCUCAUUUAAUCAUUUGUUCAAUGAUUUUAGAGAUUUUUAGCUGUCAAAGGAAGAUUUCUCAUUUUGUGCUUAAUGGGAAUAAGACAUUCAUUAGUCAUAACUCUUGUAAAAGUAGCAUCAUUUUCUACCAAAGACUGGUUGAUCUUGGAGACGUUUUUGUGGUUAUGUUAGAGCAGAAAAUUUAUUUUUUUUAAACUGGACAGAAAAGAUGUUGCAAUAGAAGGGAAGAAUGCUGUGUCAACAACGUUUUGGCAUGGAAAUUUUGUUCAAGUGAUCCAGAGAUGAUAAAAAACACAAUAAUCAACUACUUUAUGAGACACACUCACUUUCCUUUUCCAUCUUGGGACUUCUGUCUUUAUUGAUCCCAUAUCCCUUUGGCUUUGACCCUGGACGAAAUCGGUCAGCAAAGCUUGGUCAAGAAACAAUCCUUAAAAUAAACAUAAAUGUGAACAGUACUGUAAAUGUUCUCAUCAGACAAACAGCAUUGUGAAACGUUUGUCUUUUUUCAAUCUAUGCAUUCUGUUCCUUCUACUUUUACAACAAUUGUUUGAUUAACAAGCAGCUCAAAACUCGUUACUAUCAACAACAUUUUUACUCUGUUGGUCCAGGAUCAAUUUUAUUUUAAAAAAUCAGAAAUUCCUCCACUUGGACUGUCUUUCCUGAACAUGCUCUUCUAUUUUAUUUUAUUUUUUUCAUCACUUCCUUAUUGCGUGAAUUCUGCUCCGUAUGUCUUACAAGUGACCCAGAUCUUGGCUGUAGAUCCCGUUUGCAAACUGCACACAAACACCACAUGGCUUUUCCGCAAUAACAAUGGAAAACUCCACAUCAAAGCUCAGCAGAGGAGAAUUUAGGCUUGAUUUAUUUAGUCUUCAUGAAAAUCCAUUUCAGUCACAGAAAAACUGUGUUGAAAAAUUAAGUUAUUGUAAAACACAGCGAGAUUAAAUGACUAUAAAUCCUCAUUUUUUCCCUGUCUUCUUUGUUUGGGAUUUUAAUUUGUACUAAACAGAGUCAAUAUGCCAGAAGACCAUUAGUCAGCUUUUUAGCGGUCUAGACCCAUUAAUUCUGAGAAAGUAUUUCCAACUAAUCAGCCAUAUUUUAACUGUGAUUCAAAAACAAAACAUUAAAACAUGAAAAAAUUUGGGCAUCAAAGUCUGUAUUUAGCUUAACAAACAUUGGUUUCUGUUUGGAGAGGUUUUAGUUGGUAACAGAUUAUUCUUGUUAUCUGUUGUACCUCUGUGAGAUGUUCGUCUGCAGAAUAAUUACUCUGUAGAUGAAAACACAGAAUUUGUCGAUCUCAGACUGUCCUACAAGGUUUAGAGAGAAUAAAUCGGUAUUUUCAGACAUAAAUCCUUUUCACGUCCUAAAUUCUGUGGAGGACCUCCCAAGAUCAACAAAAGAUCUUAGCAAAUAAAUGUUUUCUGCAAACUCAAAGCAAUAUAAUUUCUAUUUAAACUAAAAUUGGCUCUAUAGUGUCAGCCAAGAUAAAAAGUCAACGAUUUGCUUCUGUCAAAAUAAAUAACAAAUGGUUAAUCAAAAAUAUUUUCUACGUUCAUUAAAGUCUAACUUAUCAAAAGCUUCUGACCUUGUCUUGAUUUAUGCUAGUUUGAGGAGUAAAGUUUGGGAAAAGAAAAAAAAGUUUUCAAAUCUGACAUUUGAAUGGGUCAGAUCCUCAGCUCAGAACCGCCUUCGCUGAAAGAUCAGAAAACUUCACUAAGGCUCAGAUCUCACCGCCUCCCAGUGAUAGAAAUCCAAGCGUGAACGCUGUUUUCUGGCUUGAAACCCAUUCUGUAGUCAGAAGGGAGUGGCUGGUUUACAUGACCCGUUUAGUCAAUGUUGGGUAAUUUACCACUCUAGAUCUUUCCAGAACCAGAAACUGUACGAAGGGGUCUUUUCAUGCUUAACCCCUUCUUAGUUCAAGUCAACAACUUCUCUACUGUGCAGCUGAACAACUAAUCAUGGAAUAUUUCAGAAAAAUGUUCCUUAAUUUCAGUGGUAGAAGAAAGUAUAUACUUUGAACAAAACAUUCCAGUGUCAAAGUAUUAUUCCUGCAUUAUGAACAAACAGGGAUUUAACCAGUCUUACCACUACAAUGGUUUUAGUCACAAGAGUCGAGUAGGAAGUUUUUCAAAGUAGGUAGACACAGCUAAAAAGUCAGAUUUGAUAAUUAAAUGAAUUUAUCGGAAACUUCAAUGACCAGACCAGCUUACUUAGUUUCAUGUGGUGUCUGGGUGUUUCAGACAUGAAAGUGUGCUGAUUCAUACGGUCAAGAAUAAUGACUAAAUCUUUUAAAGUUUUUAUUGGGAUUUGGACAGUUGUGUUGUUCAGUAACUUUCCAAAUUUGAACACAAGCCUUGAUUGGCAAUGUGUGUCUUCAGAAACAAUCCAAAAGACACUGAAAAACUCAACUUAAUACAGCUGAAACAGUAUAAGCUAGGACAAUAUUCAAAUAUGUAAACAAAAGAUUGCGUAAGCAAAAGUCCAAUAUUUCGCAACUUUUGCCUCCACUAAAACACUGUAAUAAAAAGCACAUUUUGAGACAGAAGAAACUAAGGCUGGAAAAAAAGUUUUUUUCAUCAAAGCUAUUUGGGGAUUUACAUGGGAAUACAAAUCUUUAUUUUCUCUGACAAUGGGAGUAAAACAGUCAUUCCACAGCUGUUUAUCAGCAACAUGUCAAGGGUCCUGUCCAACCAGGGCUUAACUGAAUCUGAACAUCUGCCUUUGUCAAAAGCCCUGCAGUAAGAGGGGUUACUAGAGUAUAACUCGACUCUUUCCCAGUAAGCUGUAAAUGAAGCAACAGCAUGUACAUAUACUGUAUUCUACAGUUCACUGCUGAAUAGAAACUGUAUGUUGGCAUAUGAAAUUGACAAUAAAGAUGAUUCUUUCUGUCUCCACUCCUUUUAAGGAGUUGCUGACUGAAAU
Molecule: messenger RNA, 13842 nt
Organism: Poeciliopsis prolifica (blackstripe livebearer)
Lineage: Eukaryota; Metazoa; Chordata; Actinopteri; Cyprinodontiformes; Poeciliidae
Gene: hnf4b
Product: hepatic nuclear factor 4, beta
Exons: 10
Coding region: 210-1421 (403 amino acids)
Biological process (GO): anatomical structure development; positive regulation of transcription by RNA polymerase II; cell differentiation
Molecular function (GO): RNA polymerase II cis-regulatory region sequence-specific DNA binding; zinc ion binding; nuclear receptor activity
Source: RefSeq, a predicted model, not a curated record